AUGGCCGAGGAAAUGGAGAUUCCUACUGGCAGAGAGGUGGAGGACGCUGAUGUGAACAUGGAGGAACAAGGAGUUAAGAGGAUUGUUACUAUAGAGGCAGGACAACCCUUACUUACCGCAGAGGAGGUGCUUGAGAAAGACACGACGGUGAAUGAAGAGGAGAACCCUACUGAGAGGGUGGAAACAAGUCCCGCUGAGGGCAUUGCAACAAGCACAACUGCACCGGAGAGAAGGGAAGUGGUGAUUGUAACCGAUGAAGAGGAGGAGAGUGAAAAGCGGAGGCCAGCCAGAGAAGAGACCUCUGGAAAGAGGUCUGAAGAAGAACAACCAAAGGAAGCCCUUAGACAGAGAGCAGGGGAGGAUGUGGAUAGUCCAGCAAGGAGUGCGGUUGGAGUUCCACGUCGCAGAACGAGACUCAUAAUUGAUGAAGAACCUGAAGAAGAAGAGGAUGUUAUCUUCACACCGAUAGACGCACAACCUAGUUCUGGGCUUCCAGAAUCGCCUGCUAAAGUAGAAGACAGUGAAAGAGAGAAGAGAGAGCAGAAGAGGAAAGGGAAAUCCAUCGCUAUUCUAGUAAAGAAGAAGCCAAGGCAGGCUUCAUCAACCUUGGUGAUUCGAGAAAGAAGACAGGAGGCCGAAGAAAGAGAUUUGGAAGAAGAUGAGGCGUUGAGGUUUGAGCUUCGUUCUAAGCGAAUGAAUGAUGGGACACGGAGUGCAUCCGCGCAGAGGCCUGAGAUAGCCGGAGUAUAG
Molecule: messenger RNA, 750 nt
Organism: Salvia splendens (bonfire salvia)
Lineage: Eukaryota; Viridiplantae; Streptophyta; Magnoliopsida; Lamiales; Lamiaceae
Product: neurofilament heavy polypeptide-like
Exons: 3
Coding region: 1-750 (249 amino acids)
Source: RefSeq, a predicted model, not a curated record